This is a messenger RNA of Hypanus sabinus (Atlantic stingray), 4500 nucleotides long. It is a transcript of the gene bmp2k, whose product is annotated as BMP2 inducible kinase. The transcript has 16 exons. Lineage: Eukaryota; Metazoa; Chordata; Chondrichthyes; Myliobatiformes; Dasyatidae. Gene Ontology annotation, molecular function: protein kinase activity; ATP binding. The record is from RefSeq and is a predicted model, not a curated record. The coding region runs from base 247 to 3630 and encodes 1127 amino acids. Gene Ontology annotation, biological process: protein phosphorylation.
GACGGCCCGGGCGAAGCCCUCCCUUGUUCGGCAGCGCACGCCCCGCCCGAGCUCGCUCCGAAGUUUUUAAACGGGAUGAAAUCUGGAAUCGUCUGAAGUGCGCGAACGCAAUGCAGUUGGGGUGCUAGGGGGUGCCAAACGGUGGAAGCACGCCUCCUGCGCAUUUGCCGCCGGCCCGCGCCGGACGAGGGGAAGCAACGGCACCGGACUGGCGUCGUACUACGGCAAGAAGUUGCUUCUUGAACCAUGAAGAAAUUCUCACGCAUCUCGAAGCCUGAGGGAGCGGGAUAUGUUGGUGCUGGAGGCGGAGGCGGAGGCGGAGGCGGCUCGGCGGGGAGCACCGGCAACUACGUGGGCAGGGUGUUCAGCGUGGGACGUUACCAGGUGACCGUGGAGGAGUUGAUCGCCGAAGGUGGAUUUUCUAUUGUGUUCUUAGUUCGAACUCAUGGCGGUGUUCGCUGUGCCCUGAAGCGCAUGUAUGUUAACGAUGCACACGACUUGAAUGUCUGUAAAAGAGAAGUUACUAUUAUGAAAGAGCUUUCAGGCCAUAAAAAUAUUGUGGGUUAUUUGGAUUGUGGAAUUACGUCAAUUGGAGAUAACGUCUGGGAAGUGCUUAUUCUAAUGGAAUACUGCAGAGCGGGUCAAGUAGUGAACCAAAUGAACCAGAGACUGCAGAAAGGUUUUACUGAAAAUGAAAUUCUGCAAAUUUUCUGUGAUACCUGUGAAGCUGUUGCAAGGCUACACCAGUGCAAAACCCCAAUCAUCCAUAGGGAUCUAAAGGUUGAAAAUAUUUUGCUAAAUAAUGAUGGAAAUUUUGUCCUGUGUGAUUUUGGAAGUGCAACUCAUAAAAUCCUCAAUCCUCAAGUACAUGGUGUCAGUUCCGUAGAGGAUGAAAUCAAAAAAUAUACAACGUUAUCUUAUAGAGCUCCUGAAAUGAUUAAUCUUUAUGGUGGGAAUGCAAUCACAACAAAGGCUGAUAUAUGGGCACUUGGAUGCUUACUCUACAAACUUUGUUUCUUCACUCUACCCUUUGGAGAAAGUCAGGUUGCAAUCUGUGAUGGGAAUUUUACAGUGCCAGACACCUCUAAGUACUCUCAGAAAUUGCACAGUUUAAUACGUUAUAUGCUCGAACCAUGCCCAGACAAGAGACCUGAUAUUUACCAAGUUUCAGAUUUUGCUUUUAAAUUGAUUGGGAAAGCAUGUCCCCUGCCAAAUAUAAAUAAUGCUUCAAUUCCUACAGUAUUCCCUGAACCCAUGACUGCCAGUGAAGCAGCUGCCAAGAAAAGUCAAACGAAAGCUAGACUAAGUGAGGCAGUAGGACCAACAGAGACAUCAAUAGCACCAAGGCGAAGACCAAAAGCCAACACCAGUGCUGUAAAUGCCAGUGUUUUACCAAUUCAGAGCACGGUAACUCCAUUAAAAAGAUCAAUUUCAAGUGACUCUGGAAAUCCUGGACUAAAAGCUGUUACACUAGCUGGAAAUGGACAUUUAAUCCAUAUGGCUCAGGGGACCAGUCUUCAGCAGAUACAGCAGGGAGACUUGAAGCAUCACCAUCUUCAACAGUUACAGCAACAACAGCAACACAUUAGUCAGGCCCAAAAGUAUCAACAGGCUUUGCAGUCAUCAGUACAUCAGCAGCAGUUACAACAGCAUCAACUAAUACAGCCAAUGUAUUAUCAACAACAGUUGCCUCACUACUCCAUGGUACAGCAGUACCCACAGGCUUUUGUGCAAUCUCAGGUUGCUGUGCACCAGCAUCCACAGUUUCAGCCAUCACCACAUGAAUGCCAAGCUCCUUUAAGACCUUUCGUUUCUCCAACCUCCCCAACUUCUCAUCAAACUGCCGGCCAUCAUAGGAUUCAGAAUGAUGUCUCAUAUGGUGCAACGUUUGUGGUCACUGGAAUUAGUUCGAUGCAGCCUGUUGGACUAAUGACAGAACCUGCCAACAAUUCACUUAGGCCACCAUGUUUAGAUUUAGAUGGAGUUUCCAAAUAUUCUCCACAAAAUAUCAGUAAUCCUCCUGACAUGUCUGGAUGGAAUCCUUUUGGAGAGGACAACUUCUCAAAGUUAACUGAAGAAGAAUUACUUGAUCGGGAAUUUGAUCAGCUUAGAUCAUGUAAACCAGAGCAGAGAGGAACAAGCAUAGAGAACGAGACUGAACCACGUUCCAUUCAGCAAACUCCAGUUAAGGAAGACUUGUUUGGAUGUGUUCCAUUCGUUUCACAAACAGGAACAAGUGCAAGAAGUGAAGAAAAUGUGGAAAAUUCAGGCAGUGCAUUUAAAUCCCGAACACAAGGUUAUAUACUUCCACUCAGCGACCAGAGCAAAGAGGAGAAAAAUGACCCAAGUAUCUUGCAGAACAAAAAAAAUGGAGAAGACUCAGAUAGCGAUUUUGAAUCUGACCCACCUUCUCCUCAGAGCAGUGAAGAGGAAGAACAAGAGGAGGAUGAGUUCCACAGUGAACACGGAGAGUUCAAUGAUCUAGAACCAGAAACAUUUGGACAGAGGCCACUGUUAAUGGAAUCUGAUGAAGAUGAAGCGGGUGAAGAAGAAAAGCAUAGCUCUGAUUCUGAUUUUGAUCAGAAUAGAGAAAGAUCUUCGGUAACAGAGCAAGGAUCAGAAUACAAUGCUGAUGGUGAAAGUAUUGCAAGUUUAGAGUCGGCAGCAGCACUCAUCACCCCUCCAGACUCGCCUCGAAUCAAAGGUGUCAAAACACAAGAUGAAGUAGAUAUGUUUGGUGCGGUGCCAUUUGUGGGUUUGCAGCAGCAUAUGCAACUUGAUAAAAUAAUGCAGAAUAAAGAGAGUAUUCCAAAAGCAUCCUUCAAAACAAUUGCUGUUAAGGAGCAGGAAGAGUUUGAUGUAUUUAGCAAUGCACCGUUUACCAGAAAAUUACCUCAUCCUAUUUACUGUGUUGAAAGUACUCUGACACAAACACCACCUGUUUCGCCUAAUGAUGUGGACAUGUUUGGAUCUACCCCAUUUCAGCCACAUCAGCCUGCUCAGCAUAGAGAGGAGAGCAAAGAGGAUGCUUUUGGACAUGUUCCUUUUGAGGGGGUCACCACUCAGCAGCACAGAUUAAAGCAGCGCAGUUUACAGAAACUUUCUUCUCGACAACGUCGCACCAAACAGGAAGCUUCUAAUGGCAAUGGAAAACGCCACCAUGGCACACCAACAACUACAAGGAAAUCUACCAAACCUAACUAUAGAACUCCAGAGCGAGUACGCAGGCACAAAAAAGUAGGGAGACGCGAUUCACAAAGUAGCAAUGAAUUCUUGAAUAUUUCUGAUUCUAAGGAGAAUAUUGGUGUGGCUCUUACAGAUGGAAAAGAGCAAUGCCAUUUAUUGGCUACUGAUGAAAGCCUUCUUGACCUUUUUGGUGCCAAGCCAUUCCAUCCCCAAGACCUUGCCAGAAACUCUCAAUACCAUUGUCUAAGUGAUCGAGGAGACCACAAUCCUGUCGCUAACAGAUCCAGACCUAGUUCUGUACAUGGCACAUUUCAUGCUGGAGACGGGCUAAAAACUGAUGAUUUUGGUGCAGUGCCCUUUACUGAACUAGUUUUACACAGUGUUGCACCUCAACAUGGUGAUUUUGAUCCAUUUGGUGCAGCACCAUUUCCUUCCAAACAGUAGUCUUCCAAUAGAAAAGACUAUAUGCUUUGUUAAAACUAAUUUUCCACCACAAGGCCUUAUGAGCAGGGCUUCUUCCCCGUGCUACUCAAUACCUCUGAGCCAUUGCAGAGGGGGGAGCUCCCAGCUUACACUUAUUCUCAAAAAUAAUCUGUGGAAAUAGACUGUGUGCAAUCCAUUCCAUUCCCGCUUUCAUAUUUUAAGGGAUUUAUAACUUCCUACUGUAAUUCCUAAUUUUAUCUUGGAAAAACAGUGUGAAAAUCAAUAAUGUGAGCUUGCAGAACUAAAAAAACAGCUAGCAUUUGAAAUCACCAAGCAGAAGAAUCAGACCUGAUUAUAGACUCUGCAGUUUGCUUUUUCUGAGGCAGAUUCAAUGAUUUCCUCUGCAGAAUAAUCCUCAGGCUAGCAAAGUAUCAUGCCACAUGUUUUGCAGUUUGUAACGUGAUCAUAAUAUGCAGCCAGUUAAGCCAAACAACUAUAUGCUUAAAACUGGAGUUUUAAUACCCCUGUAAUAAGUCUGUCAUAUUUUAAUGCUUGCAUUCAGCCAAGUUGCUUUUGUGUGAAUGGAACUCAGACAUCUAGUAGAUAGUCUUUGUAUUGCUGCGAUACAGUUAAAGUGCACUUUUCAGACUUGGAGACUUGAAAAUGAGCAAGUCUCUUUUUUUGUAUUAAUAGUUUAAAAUUUGUUACAACUAUCAUUUACAUUUAGUGGUUUUCUUUCCACUAUGUAAUACAUGGGGAGCUUUGCUCAUUUUACGUUUUUUUUGCAACUGUAUUGUUAAAUGAGUAUUUAACAGUUGAAGGGAUUGGAUUGCCACACUCCCUUUAUUCAUUGAUACCUGCAAUAAAUUCCACUUGAAAUUAUGGUUACAA